This is a messenger RNA of Macrobrachium nipponense, 1169 nucleotides long. Its product is annotated as dual specificity protein phosphatase MPK-4-like. Gene Ontology annotation, molecular function: protein tyrosine/serine/threonine phosphatase activity. NCBI's taxonomy places the organism in Eukaryota, Metazoa, Arthropoda, Malacostraca, Decapoda, Palaemonidae. The record is from RefSeq and is a predicted model, not a curated record. The transcript has 9 exons. Gene Ontology annotation, cellular component: nucleus. Gene Ontology annotation, biological process: protein dephosphorylation. Bases 175 to 1134 code for a protein of 319 amino acids.
UAUCAAAUACCCAUGAAACCACAUAAUAAUUAAGCAUACAUAACCACAUUCACUGUUAAUACCUUGGGGAAACUAAGUUAUGGAGAGCCAUUCCAAAAUUUAUUAACCUCUCAUUACUACUACAAGAAGAUUGGUUUUGGUUUCCCCUCACAAAAAACUUACCAACCUCACAGUAUGGAUAGUGAUGAGGAUUUAUUGCCUGAAACUGCUGAUCUGAACAAAAUUGAAGAAGGGCUGUACUUAGGAAACAUAACUGCUGCUCUGGAUACAGAAAUCUUGAAGAAAUAUCGCAUCUCACACAUUCUCACUGUGGAUUCCAAGCCUCUCCCUACAAAUAUCACUUAUAUUCCAGGCAUGAAUUUUUUGUAUAUUGAAGUGGAUGAUAUGGAAAAUGAAGAUCUUUUAGCCCAUUUUGAAGAAGCAAAUGCAUUCAUAGAAGAUGGCCAAGAAAAAGGCAGUGUUCUUGUUCAUUGUUUCUUUGGAGUUUCAAGAAGUGCGACAUUAGUUAUGUCACACCUUAUGAAGAAACACAAGUUAACUCUAGAUGAGGCAUUUGAAAGGGUAAAAGCUAAAAGGCGAUGUGUAGGUCCCAAUUCAGGAUUCUUGAAGCAGCUUUUAGCUUAUCAAAAUAUGCAUUGGAGUGUUGUUGAAGACAACAUACAGUACAGGUUGUAUAGGUUAGCAGGGGCUGCUUUUUCUAUGAGAUCAACCUUUUCUGUUACCAAACAUGGGACUGUACAAUUCCGAGAAAAAUUCCAAGAUUUAAUUCAGCCUGAUCCUAGAAUAACAUCAUCAGAAAGUGAUCCUGUUGCUCUGAGAUGUAAAAGAUGCAGGUCAGCAUUGGUGCAAAAAGGUUCCAUGUUACCACACUGUCCAGGGGAGAGUCCAGGAUGGUGUGAUGGAAAGUGGUCAGGGAGAUUUGAAAAAUUUUCAUUAUGCAUGGAAGGCAUAUAUACACUUCCAAUUGCCUGGAUGGGGGACAUAACAAGUCAGUUAGAGGGAAAGCUUGGAUGUCCCAAGUGCCAGGCUAAAGUUGGCUCUUAUAGCUGGGUUUCAGGUCAUCGAUGUCCUUGUGGAGCCAAUAUUAAACCUGCUUUCCAUUUUGUCCCUUCAAAAGUUGACAGAUGUUCAUAAAGUGUUAUCAUAUUAACAAUAAAUAUUUAAUCUAC